Messenger RNA from Polychytrium aggregatum, 1778 nucleotides. RefSeq lists its product as uncharacterized. The record is from RefSeq and is a predicted model, not a curated record. Gene Ontology annotation, biological process: mRNA splicing, via spliceosome. Gene Ontology annotation, molecular function: zinc ion binding; RNA binding. Gene Ontology annotation, cellular component: nucleus; spliceosomal complex. Lineage: Eukaryota; Fungi; Chytridiomycota; Chytridiomycetes; Polychytriales. Bases 94 to 1563 code for a protein of 489 amino acids. The transcript has 10 exons.
ACGACGACCAGAUCCGACAGAGAUCAGACAGAGAUCCGGCAGAUCAGACCAGCCAAAGCCAGCAGGACCGAGCGGAUCGGAUCGACCGCAGCGAUGGAUACCAUUUUGGAGAGACAGAGACACGCCCACGAGGAGAUCGAGCGCCUCGAGGCCGCCAUGGUCCAGGAGCUCGUCGAGCCCGGCAAGACGCACAAGGAAAAGCUGCAGACCGAGCAUCGGGUCUUGAAGCUCCUAGAGAGAUCGCAGGACAAGAGCGCAGAGCUCCUGAAGCUGUACGAAGACGAGCACGGCCUCGGCAAGGCCGAGCUGCAGGCCAUUGCCGGAUCGAAUGAGUUUGCCGAGUUCUACGAGCGUCUGAAAACCAUCAAGGACUAUCAUCGCAAGUAUCCAAACGAGAUUGUCGAGCCGAUGGAGCUGUCCUUCCGAAACAUCCACAACCCUGAGCAGGAGGACGAAGAGAUGGAAGUUCUGUUCUCAGGAGAGGAAGGCAUGGGCCGAUAUCUGGAUCUCCACCAGCUCUACGACAUCUACAUCAACCUAAAGGGCAUCGAAAAACUCAGCUAUCGCAAGUAUCUGGACAUCUUUGGCGACUUUACGUUCCUGCCAAAGGAAGCCAAGUCGACUCCUACUUAUGCAAGCUAUGUGUCCAAGAUGCAACUGUAUCUGGAGAGCUUUUUCCAGAGAAGUCGCCCGCUUUUCAACCUGCAACAGGUUUAUAAAGACACGAUCACGAGUUUCAACGAGCAGUGGGAUCAGGAUACGGUCUUUGACGGCUGGGAAGGCAUUCUGAAGCAUGAAGAUGACGAGGAAGCCGACGAGUGCUACUGCGUGCCAUGUGCCAAGCAAUUUGCAAAGAAGACCAUCUUCGACGCCCAUUUGACAGGAAAGAAACAUAAAAAAGCCGCCGAGAAGCUUCUGCAGAAUGGUGUGACGGAUGUCAGUCCCGAUGAACGCAAAAAGUCGCGCGAAGAGGCCGCUAAAGCCCGGAAAGAGACGCUGAGGCCCGUGAUUCUAGCCGAAACAGUCGUCAAAGCAUAUGCGCUCGAGCUCCUGCCAUAUAUUGAUGACACCAAAGCCAAUGUCGAGCGCAAACAGUCGCUGACGGAUGAAGAGCGUGCCAGACAAAUGGAUGACGAGGCCGAGGAGGUGGACCAAAGCGAAUCUGAGGACGAGAACGAGGACAAGAUCUACAACCCCCUCAAGCUGCCUUUGGGUUGGGAUGGAAAGCCAAUCCCGUUCUGGUUGUACAAGCUCCAUGGCUUGGGCAUCAAGUACUCUUGCCAGAUCUGCGGCGACUUUGUGUACAUGGGUCGCAAGGCCUUUGACAAGCAUUUUCAGGAAUGGAGGCAUGCUCACGGAAUGCGCUCCUUGGGUAUUCCCAACACCCGUCAGUUCCACGAAAUCACAAACAUUGACGAUGCGAUCGCACUGCACGAACGGCUCAAGAAGCACACCAAAACCCAGGACUUUAAGGCCGAGGCUAUGGAGGAAUUUGAGGACGGAGAAGGCAAUGUACUCAACCGCAAGCUCUUCGAAGAUCUCAAACGCCAGGGCCUGCUGUAGAUGAAAAAUAUCUCCCCAUGAUGGCGGAAGCGGACUUGUCAAGAAACACUGUUGGGCAGCUCGGGAGCGGUGCAGUUCCGGCUAAAUAUAUGGGAACAGUGUUUGAAGAUAAUGCAACAACUCAGCGAAACGGGGUUGCUCGAUUAGAGGCAAACAGUCUCUUGAUUUCUGGAUUUCGAAUACAUUUUAAGUCUUCGAUCGCUCAUGCGAUAAAA